Pectinophora gossypiella (pink bollworm) is the source of this 1924-nucleotide messenger RNA. Its product is annotated as proline-rich protein 2-like. The record is from RefSeq and is a predicted model, not a curated record. The transcript is spliced from 2 exons. Lineage: Eukaryota; Metazoa; Arthropoda; Insecta; Lepidoptera; Gelechiidae. Bases 183 to 1511 code for a protein of 442 amino acids.
UUUAUUCACUUUUGGCCUACGCUUUCGUUUCUCUUCUCUUUGGAUUUCGAGUUUGCUUUGCUUGGUUGAACUGAAUAUAUAAAAAUGAAUUGUAAUAAAUUUCAAUUUUUUUGGUAGAUAACUGAGUUGGUUAAAGUGAAACUAAUCUUAAUUUUAAAUCUUGUGGAUAUACCUAAUAAAACAUGUCGGUCGCCUUUGCUCCGCGAGGAAAUAGACCUCCAUUAAGUCCGGCACAAAUCCAAAAAAUGUUGGAUGAAAACGCUCACCUUAUACAAACCAUACAAGAAUAUCAAGCGAAGGGACAACUAAUGGAAUGUCAUCAAUAUCAACAGGUCUUACACAGAAACUUAGUUUAUUUGGCGUCUGUUGCUGACGCUAAUCAGAAUCUACAACUAAUCCUACCGCCGCCACACCAACUUGGGGCUGCGCCUGUACCACCCCCAGUGAGUGGAGCAGAAGUAUCUGGUCCGUCACAGCAGCCCUACCGUCCACCAGCGGGGGUUUCGACUACUCCAACAAGACCAACACAAUCAUAUGGCCAAAGACCAUACCCUCAAAAUCAGUAUCAAGGACAGUAUCAGGGAGCACCAGGUUAUCCCCCACAAGGUGGUUAUGGACCCCCCAGUCAAGGUUAUGGACCUCCUAAUCCAUCUCAACAGCCUCAGGGCUAUCCUCCUAACUCUUCCUAUGGGCCUCCUAUCACUACCACACCAAGUAACUAUCCUCCCUCAACUCAUCCUGGACCAGGUUAUCCACCAUCCUCUGCUCAACAACCAUAUGCUCCCCCACCAGGCAGCCCUGGUGCUGCUGGCUCUCCAUACCCAGUUAGAGGAGCUGCUCCUGGGUACACAGGUAAUGCUGCAUAUCCACCUCCACAAUCUGGAUCUAAUUACCCUAAUGUUGGUGUUAGCACAUAUAACUCUACAGUGCAGCAGCCACAGCCGUAUCAGUCACAACCGUUUCCUAACACUACACCUUCUGGCUACAGCUCAACACCAACUUCACAGCCUAAUCGCUCCCCUCAACCCCCACCCAGUGGAUACACCUCUCAAAAUCCUCCUAGCUCUGGCUAUGGUUCUCCAUCUGCACAGUCUCCAACAUAUAAUUCUAGUUCUCAUGCUAAUAAUGCUCCACCUGCUGCAGCAUCAUCGGGACCCCCUGCUCCGGGUGGUCCGCCUGGCCCUGGACAACAGUAUCCACCUCCGGGGCAACAAUCUCCUUAUCCCCCAGCUACUCAACCACCAUAUUCCAAUCCUUCAUCACAACCUGGAAGCCCAGCUCCAUCAGUAUCUACCGCGCCACCUCCACAGCCAUCAUAUCCACAGAAUCCACAAAACUAUCCUCCAGCAGGUGGGGCAUAUCCCCCUCAUGCUUAUCAACAAGGUUAUCCCCCUGCUCAGUACCCUCCUUCUCCAUAUCCCUAUGCUCGUGCUCCGGCGCCUGGAGCUCCGCCUCCUGGGGCUCCACAACCUUAUCCAGGUUACGGAUUUCAACCUCCAGCACAACAGUAGGUUGCUAGUUUCAAGCAGAAGUCAUUUUCACGGUCAAAUUAGAUAUUUGUAAAUAUUUUUUAUAUUAUCAUAAUAAUGGCGAAUAAUUUUAAUGAGUUUAGUAUAAAUCAGGACAUGGCCAAACAGGCAUUGAUUUUAUUAAUAGAUCUAGUUUUAUUGAUCUAUGAACUUAGAUAAAAUAAUUUUAAAACAAUUAUACUGCAAUUUAUGAUUGCUGUGUAGAUUUAGGUAUAAAGCUGUGUCCACAUCCAGGAAAAUAAUUUUAAUUCAAUUAAUAAUUGACACUUCAUAUCUGAAGAUAAUUUUUAUAUUGUCUGAUGUGAUGAACUUUUAAUGAUGUGGACUUGAUGCAAUAUGUUGUGAUCCAAUGAAUUUAAAAAUCAUGGAAUACAUUAAAAGAUAAUUUCCUAAAA